AUGGACCCUAUCUAUGCUUUCUCUAAUCAUAAAGACAAUGUGGACGAGUGCAUUGAUUCCCGUCAUAGACAAAAGAUUAGCGGGUUGGUUUGCAAACUAGACUUGGAAAAGGCAUAUGAUCACGUCGAUUGGAAUUUCUUGGAUUACAUGUUAGAUCAGUUGGGGUGUGGUCACAAGGGGAAAGAUACGACGUCAGUGGAUUAUUUACGCAAGAUUUUGGUUUGCUUUAAAGCUAUAUCGGGGCUCAAGAUUAAUGAGGCUAAAAGUGAGAUGCUUGGGAUUCAUGUCUCAGAUGAGGAAUUACAGCAGUUGGCUUUCGUUUUUAGUUGUAAAUCAAGCUCUUUUCCAUCAUCCUACUUGGGUCCUCCUCUUCGCAUAGGAAAGUCAGCCAAGCAUCUAUUGGUGAGGGUUAUUGAGAGAAUUGAGCGGAAGCUCAUUAAUUGGAAGUGUCAGACCCUAUCUUUUGGCGGUCGGUUAACCCUCUUAAAAACUGCUUUCUCCAACAUGCUGGUUUAUUUCAUGUCCAUUUUCAAAUGCCCUAAGUUAGUGCUUGGUGAAAUUGAAAAAAAUGAGAAGAGACUUCCUUUGGAGAGGGGCUAA
This is a messenger RNA of Magnolia sinica, 600 nucleotides long. RefSeq lists its product as uncharacterized. Bases 1 to 600 code for a protein of 199 amino acids. The record is from RefSeq and is a predicted model, not a curated record. The transcript is spliced from 2 exons. Lineage: Eukaryota; Viridiplantae; Streptophyta; Magnoliopsida; Magnoliales; Magnoliaceae.